Messenger RNA from Candidula unifasciata, 1610 nucleotides. Lineage: Eukaryota; Metazoa; Mollusca; Gastropoda; Stylommatophora; Geomitridae. The record is from the annotation of a GenBank genome assembly.
CGGAGAACGCCCCAAAAGAAAAAGUGUUCAAAGAAAAGGAAGGCAUGCUCAACCGUCGACGGGGAGCCAUGCGAAGACGCGUCCAUCAGGUGAAUGGACACAAGUUUAUGGCCAUGUUCUUUAGACAACCUACGUUCUGUUCGCUGUGUCGAGACUUUAUAUGGGGUCUUGGCAAGCAAGGUUACCAGUGUCAAGUGUGUACAUGCGUUGUGCACAAACGAUGUCAUCAGCACAUUGUCACUAAAUGCCCUGGAUCAAGAGAUGUCACAUCAGAUGAGGUGAGAGGUCCCAGAUUCAACAUCAACGUCCCUCACAGAUUUAAUGUGCACAACUACAGAAGACCAACAUUCUGUGACCACUGUGGAUCUCUUCUUUAUGGACUACUCAAGCAAGGACUUCAGUGUGAUGUAUGUAAGAUGAACAUCCAUAAACGCUGUCAAAAGAAUGUGGCAAACAACUGUGGCACUAACACCAGAGACAUGGCCCAGAUCCUUCAGGAGAUGGGUAUAUCUGGAGACAAGCUGCGACCAAAGUCUAAAAAGCUGUCUAUUACAGAGUCCCCAAAUAAAAACACCCCAUUGCACGAGAGGUCAUUUUCAUCCCCUAUACCUGUGAUACCAGACCCUGAUGAUUCAGGAGAGAGCGGCAAUGGUGAUGGCUUGUCUGCCAAUGCCAGUAAUGAGAAUCGUGAAUACAGGACACGCAGUCCUUCCGGUGAUCGAGCGCUGACUCAUCAAAGCCGCAUCGGUCUACACGACUUUACUUUUAUCAAAGUUUUAGGAAAGGGCAGUUUUGGGAAGGUCAUGUUGGCAGAGAGAAAAGGCACAGAUGAAGUUUAUGCUAUCAAAGUUUUAAAAAAAGAUGUCAUUAUACAAGAUGAUGAUGUAGAAUGUACAAUGACAGAGAAGAGAAUACUGGCACUGUCGGCAAAACAUCCCUUUCUGACGGCACUGCACUCAUCUUUUCAAACUAAGGAGAGAUUGUUUUUUGUCAUGGAGUAUGUGAAUGGAGGAGAUUUGAUGUUUCAAAUUCAGAGGGCUAGGAAAUUUGAUGAACCGCGGGCCCGGUUUUAUGCAGCGGAAGUAACGUUAGCAUUGAUGUUUCUGCAUAAACAUGGUAUUAUAUACAGCCUUGCAGAAGGACAUUGCAAGAUAGCAGAUUUUGGGAUGUGUAAGGAAGGUAUGACAGACGGCAAGCUCACUCAGACUUUUUGUGGAACCCCAGAUUAUAUAGCACCAGAGAUCCUGCAAGAACUAGAAUAUGAUGCCAGCGUUGACUGGUGGGCUCUGGGUGUUCUCAUGUAUGAAAUGAUGGCAGGACAGCCUCCAUUUGAGGCAGACAAUGAAGAUGAUCUGUUUGAAUCUAUUCUCCAUGACGAUGUUUUGUACCCUGUCUGGCUCAGCAAAGAGGCAGUCACUAUUCUCAAGGGCAAAAACAAGACGGACGCUAACAACUUUGAUAGAGAUUUUACAUCAGAAGAUCCAGUCCUGACCCCUGUUGACCCCGCAGUGAUUAAAACCAUCAACCAGGAUGAGUUUCGAGGCUUCUCGUUUGUCAACCCCGAAUACGGCAAGUUUGAUUUAGAGGCAAGCAGUCAGCAGACGCACUGA